Molecule: messenger RNA, 792 nt
Organism: Trichomonas vaginalis G3
Lineage: Eukaryota; Parabasalia; Trichomonadida; Trichomonadidae
Product: GTPase activation domain, GAP family
Exons: 1
Coding region: 1-792 (263 amino acids)
Source: RefSeq, a predicted model, not a curated record
AUGAUUUAUGCACCAUUAGAAUACACAUCAAAACGUAAAUUUGCUACAGCUUUAGUCAAUGCAUUUGCAGACAGAUUAACCGUCAAUUUUUACAUAAAUUCUUUGAUAGCUUUGUAUUUCAUGCAAGAAAUGAAGCCGCAAGAGAUCAUGCGCAGUGAUUCAUUACUUACCAACUCAUUAGGAGCUGUCAGAGAGAUUGUUGCUCCACAUUUCUUUGAAAAUUUUUACGAAUAUCUCACAAUUUCUCUAAAAGACGCUCAAACACCGGAAGAAGUCUUGAGGUGUUUCAUAGACCAAGUAAAAACACUAGUUAUACCAGGAACACUUAAAUGGAUAUGUAAAUUAUUAUAUUUAGAAGCAAAAAGAAAAUUCCCAGAGGGAGAUAGUCCCUAUUAUGCUGUAACAGGGUUCUUUUUCCUGCGCUCUCUUGGUCCCUUCUUUACACAAUUCGAGGACAAGAAGAAACUGCAGCCAAUUUUAUCACUUUUUAAUUUAAGUAAGAAAACAGAGAUAGAUCCAUUUAUUGACGAGUUUAAAGAGUUUCUAAACAAUUUGAUCAUUCCUCCUCCGAGUAAAAUCAUGAUCGCGAGACCAAAACCUCAAGAUGUAGUUGAUUCAAUGAAAGAGUUCAUUGAAUUGAUAAAGAAUGAUUACGAGCAGAUCCUUAAGCAUGUAACUAACACAAAGGCACCUGGAACCAAUCCAUGCCUUUGGUUUACGAGGAGGAUUUUCGAUUUAUGUUCCGAACAAUUUGAUAGCGAGGGAUUUGAUGUAAGUACGCUUAAUCAGUAG